Molecule: messenger RNA, 2094 nt
Organism: Neoarius graeffei (lesser salmon catfish)
Lineage: Eukaryota; Metazoa; Chordata; Actinopteri; Siluriformes; Ariidae
Exons: 4
Coding region: 57-473 (138 amino acids)
Cellular component (GO): extracellular exosome
Source: RefSeq, a predicted model, not a curated record
GAAGAAGCUGAUAAAACAGAGCUGGCUGUUGUUGGGCUCUUCAAACAUGCGCAGCCAUGGGAAACAGAGUAACCAAUACCUUGGAUAAGUGGGGUUUAAAUCCAAGGAAGCUGAGUUUAAAGCGGUCAAAAAGAAAAGCUCCAUCCGCAGCUUCAAUUCAUCAGACUGUAGACCCUCACAUAUAUGACAGUGUGACAGACGAGCCCCAGUAUGCCAGAGUGAACAAGAAGACGAAGAAGGAUUCUGAUGGCCUGCACUAUGCAGAAAUUCAGGUGCUGCUGUCCGAAAAGCAGAGGCCCGUGCUACCCAAUAACUCGAGCACGGAAUAUGCAACCAUAGACUUUCUGAGAGGUGCUAAACUAAAAGAGUCUGCAGAACCUGCAGAUAUACUUAUUCCACCUGGAGAGCUUCAGAGGCUGAUGGUUAAGUCUCAAAAGAAGAGGAGUUCUUCACAUCGGUCUGUCAUGGUGUGAAUAAGUGAUUAAGAAAAUGUAUGUAGUUUUAUAAAUCAGGAUGAGUUGUUUUUUUUUUUUUUAACGGAAGACCAAAUAUAAGUGAAUUUGUUACACAUUAAUCAUAAUGAAUUAUUUCUAGACCUAGUAGUGCACACUGGAUAUUCUCAAAUGUUGGACAAAAAUGUGAAAGAACACUGUAGCAUGCUAUUAGUGCUUGUGGUUAGUUGAUUUCGUUGUCACAGUAAUGUAUGUUUACUGAUCCUAUCUAUCACACUAAGCUUCCUUUGCAUAAUCUAUCCAAAUAAUUGCAGGUAUCUUAUCUGUAUUCCUAUCUUCUUCAUAUCUGGAUUUGCUUUUGGGAAUGGGAUACACCCAUGCCUGGCUGGUAUAAAUGGGCUCAGCAGGGCUCCCUGCUUUUUUUUUUUUUUUUUAAGAUAAAAAGACAUCAGUGGGGUUUAACUUUUGGCAUCCACAUCAGAUUCUUUGCUGUUUUGGAGCAAAUUAUUUUGCACUUUUGUAAAGCCACGUGCGAUCACACCAACAAUAGAUUUAAGAAAAAGACAUAGAAUGCUAUGAAGAAGCAAGGAUUGGGUUGAUUUCUUUCUAGCCUUGAGUGUAGAUUCAUGCCAAUCCCUUGACAGCAGCACAAUGCAUAAAAUCAUGCAGCUACAAAUCAAGAGCUUCAGUUAAUGUUCACUUUAAACAUCAGAAUGGGGAAAAUUGUGAUCUCAAAGUGUGACUUUCACUGUGGCAUGGGUGUUGGUUUGAGCCAGAUGAGCUGGUUUGAGUAUUUCAGAAACUGCUGAUUUCCUGGGGUUUUCACACAGCAGUCUCUCAAGUUUACACAGAAUGGUGCGAAAAACAAAAAAACAUUCAGUGAGCAACAUUUCUGUGGGUGGAAAUGCCUUGUUGAUAAGAGAGGUCAGAGGAAAAUGGCCAGAUUGUUUCGAGCUGCCAGGAAGGAUAUAGCAACUCUCUACAACUGUGGUGUGUCGUUUUUUGAUUACACAAAAUGAUACACCUCGUAGAUUUGAUCUCCAUUUGGGAUGAUAGUCAUGAUUGAGUAGGCACAUGUGAAAUACUAUUACAGGCAUAAUGAACAUGAACCAAGUGAAUCAUCCUUUUUGGCCAAAAUGAGGAAAAGUUAAAAGGAGAUAGAUUAAGCACACAUUAUACAAUCGAAGUACAAAUCACACAACAGUUAAAAACAAAACAAAACAAACAAACUUUCUAAUAUUAUCUUAAAUGAUUGUAGGAUACAAAAUGAGCAUUUAAUUACGUGACUUUAAAGAUUAAUGACUGAAUUACAUAUUAUUAUUUUCAGAAACCACAAGUGUUAUACUGCUUCUAUGUAUUCCCAACUAAUGAAUUUGUCAAGGUAUUAUGUAAUAAUAGAAGAAAACCAACUCUUUUGAAAUCACUGUGACAUUUUAAUUGUCAAGUAUAGAUAAGGUCUGUUUAAAAAAAUAUGUACACAAUUAUUACAUGUAGGUUUAUAGAGUUUUAGAAGAAGGAAAAGAAACAAAUGUAUGAAGUUAUGCUGAUGUGUGUGUGUAAAUAUUUGCCCCUUUUUGGUACUUCUUGUUACAAGGAAAUUUUGAUUGUUGUACGUUUAUAAUAAAAAGGAAAAUAAAUCUUA